AUGACACCGAACCCUCCGAGCGGCUACAUCAUCAGUUUGGUGCGGCUGCACAAGCAGGGCUUCGGCGUCCCCAUCGGCAGGUUCAUCCGUGCGCUCUGCCACCACUACGGGGUGGAGCUGCACAAUUUUGCCCCCAACGCCAUCUCGCAGGUGGCGGUCUUUGUUGCCGUCUGCGAGGGCUACUUGGUGAUCCCGGUCCAUUGGGACCUGUGGAGGCAUCUCUUCCGGGGCAAGCUCUUCCGGGGGUGGUUCUACCUUCGCAACGACAACGGGCGGCUCCCGGCGUACACCGGCAAGGUGCUGCUGGAGAAGCCGGAUGCUUGGUCAUACGGGGCGUCUCCCCCCAAGCUCCAGGCGAGGCUCGAGGUGUACACCAACGCGCUCCGGCGCCUAGCGGGCAAGGAGCUGACCGCGACCAUCGUCAUCGCCAACUUCCACCGGCGGAGGGUGCUUCCCCUCAUGGAGAGGAAGCUUCCUCUUUUCCAGAUGAUGGGGGAUGCCCCGUACGAAGGCACUCGGAUGGUGGAGGAGUUCCUGUCCGACAGCGUGUCCGCGCAGCAAGCGGGACGGGCGGUGUCCCAGCCCCCGAGCGACCUUGCGGACUAUUGGAGGGUCUCGAUGCGCCCCGAGGCGGUGUAUAUUCAAGUGGGGGUGAGCCGCAAAGGGUACCCCUCGGUUCCUCCGCUCCCCGAGAUCCGAACCGUGAACCGCGAGUUUGCAGAAAGGAAGAAGGAGCGGAAGGACGCCGAGAAACAGCGGUGCGACCGGAAGAGGAAGGAGAAGGAGGCGAGGGACAAGGUGAACCGGGCACUGGAGAAGGAGGGCAAGCCACCCAUCCCAACGCCCGACUCUACGCCGGAGCCGGAGUCUCCGUCCUCUGUGGCGGCGGGCCAAGUCGACUACUCGAUGUGGCCCGAGUCCGAUACAGAGGGGGCCGGGGGCCGGUCCCCGGGCCAACGUCGGGCCGACACCGAGCCCCCGGCGCAAGCUGAGUACGAGGAUACGCACGCGCAGUCGCCGGCCGAGGGGUCACCCCCGCAGCCGGGCGCGGGGACCCUCGAAGGAGCGUCGCUGCCGAGGGGUCAAACCGGCCCGGACGCGACAUCUGGUGGUUGCUCGGCAGGAGCCAGCGGGUUGUCGCCGGCCCCAAAGGGUGGCUCGAAGAAGCGCAAGCUCGGCGCCGCAUCAGGCACGGCACCGCAGCCCUCGAGCGAGGGGCCUCGGACGGUGGAGGAGAUCGUCGAGGAGCUCCGGGCGGCGAUGGCCUGGGGGGCUGCGUCGGCCCGCGCACAAUUGGGCGCAAAGGACGUCGUCCGGCCGAGCACCGAGGAGGAGUCCGGCCGGGGUGACGAGGGAGAAACCUGCCAUGGCGGCGAGGAAGGCAUAGCCCGGCCGGACACCGGGGGAGAGGAGAGGACCGAUGGGGCUGAGCCAGAGCAGCCCGUCGGUCAGGUGGAGAGAACAGGCCCCGUCCCGGAGCCCACGGAGGCCGGGGAUGAAGGAGCCACGGUGGCUGAGUCGGUGGUGCAGCCGGUGCUGCGGCCAGCUUUAGAGGUGGUGCCGGUGGUGGAGAUGCCGCUGGAAGACGAGCCGGAGCGGCUGAGGCAAAUCUCGCGCAACAAGAGCGCGGAGCUGGCCCAGCAGCAUUCCGAGGUGCAGUGGCUCGAACAGCAGAACGCCACUCUGAUCGAGAGGCUGGGCGAGGCCAACACCUUGGUGUCCGACCUGGGGGUGCAAGACCGUGCGCGGAAGGAGGAGCUGGCACAAGCCAUCGAGGAGCGUGACGCCCAGAGGGCCGCGGCGGGGCAGAAGGCCCAAGAGGUCAAGCUGCUCAAUGCCGCGCUGCGGCAGAAGGACGAGGCUCUCGAGGCGAGGGCGGCCCAGUACGCACGGCUAGAAGAGGCUCGAGAUGCGCCAAACUCUUCCCCGACGCCGCGGACGACGGAGAGGAAGGGCGCAUCGAGGGGGGAGGUAGCGACCUAUAGAUAG
Molecule: messenger RNA, 1989 nt
Organism: Panicum virgatum (switchgrass)
Lineage: Eukaryota; Viridiplantae; Streptophyta; Magnoliopsida; Poales; Poaceae
Exons: 5
Coding region: 1-1989 (662 amino acids)
Source: RefSeq, a predicted model, not a curated record